This is a messenger RNA of Euleptes europaea (tarantolino), 760 nucleotides long. It is a transcript of the gene DCXR, whose product is annotated as dicarbonyl and L-xylulose reductase. The record is from RefSeq and is a predicted model, not a curated record. Gene Ontology annotation, molecular function: L-xylulose reductase (NADPH) activity; carbonyl reductase (NADPH) activity. Gene Ontology annotation, biological process: xylulose metabolic process; glucose metabolic process. NCBI's taxonomy places the organism in Eukaryota, Metazoa, Chordata, Lepidosauria, Squamata, Sphaerodactylidae. Bases 10 to 741 code for a protein of 243 amino acids. The transcript has 8 exons.
UCCUCCGGGAUGGAGCGUUUUGCGGGCCGUCGGGCUCUGGUGACGGGGGCGGGCAAAGGGAUCGGCCGAGCGGUGGCCGUGGCCUUGAGUCGGGCCGGGGCCCAGGUGGUGGCGCUGAGCCGGACCCAGGCGGACCUCGAGUGCCUGCGGAAGGAGUGCCCUGGAAUCCAGACACUGUGUGUUGAUGUAGGAGAUUGGGAGGCCACAGAGGCAGCACUGAACAGAGUGGAUGAUAUCGAUCUACUGGUGAAUAAUGCUGGGAUAGCAUUGCUGCAGCCAUUUCUUGACGUGACCAAGGAGGCCUUUGACAGGUCUUUCAAUGUCAACCUUCGAGCUGCGCUGCAGAUCUCCCAGAUUGUUGCUCAGAAGCUGAUUGCUCGAGGAGCUCCGGGUGCAAUAGUGAAUGUCUCGAGCCAGGCCUCGCAGCGGGCUGUGCUGGAUCACACAGUAUACUGUUCCACCAAGAGUGCUUUGGACAUGCUGACCAAAACAAUGGCGCUGGAGCUGGGGCCUCACAAGAUCCGGGUUAACAGUGUGAACCCCACUGUCGUCCUGACUGAGAUGGGACGCCGCAAUUGGAGUGAUCCCCAGAAGGCUGCAACUAUGACAAGCCGUAUCCCAUUGGGGAAGUUCGCAGAGGUGGCUGAUGUGGUGAACAGCGUCCUCUUCCUGCUGAGUGACCAAAGCAACAUGUCAACAGGUGUCGUACUGCCAGUUGAUGGGGGAUUCCUUGUCAGUUAAAGCACAGCGUGUGCUCCAU